This is a messenger RNA of Ipomoea nil (Japanese morning glory), 831 nucleotides long. RefSeq lists its product as uncharacterized. NCBI's taxonomy places the organism in Eukaryota, Viridiplantae, Streptophyta, Magnoliopsida, Solanales, Convolvulaceae. The record is from RefSeq and is a predicted model, not a curated record. The transcript is spliced from 2 exons. The coding region runs from base 1 to 831 and encodes 276 amino acids.
AUGGAGGGAAAAGCCAAAUCCCCAGGACGUACGUUAUUAACCGCCCUACCCUUCUCGGACGAGGUCAUGGCCUUUAAGAUACCGGGUGAUUUCAAGUUCCCGGAGCAGGCCACGUUCGAUGGGACCGGCGAUCAUCGAGAGCAUUUGCUAAGCUACCAAGCCAAGAUGCAGGUCUUGGGAGUUCGGGACCCGGUCAUGUGUCGCGCUUUUCUGCCCAUGUUAAAAGGACCGGCACAGAGGUGGCUAGUGGCACAACCACCAGGGUCGAUUCGUAGCUUCGAAGAGCUAGCGGACCGCUUCAUGAGCCAUUAUGCCGCUAAUAUCAAACCACAAAAAGACCUGACACACCUGGGCGACAUUCAUCAGGAUGAAGGCGAGUCCUUGAAAACUUAUCUGGCUCGCUGGCAGAAGGAAAUCCAGUCUAUAGAGGAGGUCGAGGACCAGACGGCACUCACCUUCUUCAUCGAGUCCUUGCGGUCCGGUCAGCUAUACCGAGAUCUGCGGGACAACCGCUCGGCUACCUACGCGGAAGCCAUUCACAUGGCAAACAAGAGGGCCAACACAGAGCAGGCUAUGAAACACAAACGACAACGUGAAGUCGGCGGAUCCGCCGGCGGAAAGAGAACGCGAGCCGAAACCAAGGAAAGGCGCCCGGACGUAACCCGACGACCCGAAGUCAGGCGACCUUAUGACAGGCCCGCCGUACACCCCUACCGGCCGGCUCCCGAGUGGCCGAUGCAUGAAAUACAAGCGGUCGCCCCGCCGCCGCCUCCACCAAUUGACGACCGUGCCACGAGCGAGGAGACGGCACAGAAGAAUGCUUUUACCUGA